GGAAGCACGCCAGCCACCUGUCACACACGACUUCACAAACAUAACGGCAAAACAUUCAGACAUUUGGACAGCCGCAGAUAUUUAUAUAACCUGGGCAAGAGUGGGUUAAAAGACUGCGGCGAGUGCAAUAUGCUGAGGCUGGCCUGUACUCAUGCACUGUCUUCAGCUAGCGAUAUCAAUUCGUCUCGGAUUUUAAACCAUGCAGUGUUUAGAAGGGUAAAUACGCAUUCUCUGGUUAUCAAUCGUGAACGUAACAUUGCACAAAUCCCAUUCCAUGACAGCUCUCCAGUACUCGUCAGGUUUAGGACGUCCCGCAACAGGGCAGCUGGAGUAGUUUACUUCAGUAUGGCGUCAGGUGGCGAGGGACCUGGUACCUCAUCUCCAAGCCCCUACAAAUACUCUAACCGUCUGAGUAAAGAGAGGUCACCCUACCUCUUACAGCAUGCACACAAUCCUGUGGACUGGUUCCCUUGGGGCAAGGAAGCUUUUGAGAAAGCUAAAAGUGAAGACAAGCCCAUAUUCUUAUCAGUCGGUUACUCCACAUGCCACUGGUGUCAUGUGAUGGAGAGGGAGUCUUUUGAGGAUGAGGAGAUUGGGAAAAUCCUCAGUGAAAAUUUUGUGUGCAUUAAGGUGGAUAGAGAAGAGAGACCAGAUGUUGACAAGGUUUACAUGACGUUUGUGCAGGCAACAAGCGGAGGUGGUGGCUGGCCAAUGAGUGUGUGGCUUACGCCUGAUCUCCGACCCUUCAUUGGAGGGACAUACUUUCCUCCGAGGGACAGUGGGCGGAGACCUGGACUGAAAACCGUUCUCUCCCGAAUUUUGGAACAGUGGCAGGGGAACAGAGAGGCGCUAGAGUCCAGUGGGGAGAGAGCACUAGAGGCCCUCAGGAAGGGAACCACCAUUGCAGCUAAUGAAGGUCAAACACCUCCCUCAGGCCCCGAUGUUGCCAACAGAUGUUUCCAACAGUUGGCUCAUUCCUAUGAUGAAGACUAUGGAGGAUUUAGAGAAGCGCCUAAGUUUCCUUCACCAGUGAAUCUGAUGUUCCUGAUGUCAUUCUGGGCGGAGAACCGCACUACCUCUGAGGGCGCAGAGGCCUUGGAGAUGGCCUUGCACACACUCCGUAUGAUGGCACUCGGGGGCAUCCAUGACCAUGUGGCUCAGGGGUUCCACCGUUACUCCACAGACUCCUCCUGGCAUGUGCCCCACUUUGAGAAGAUGCUGUACGACCAGGCGCAGCUGGCGCUGGCCUACAUCACAGCGUACCAGGUGUCCAAGGAGCAGUUCUUUGCAGAUGUGGCCCGUGACGUGCUGCUCUAUGUCUCUCGGGAUCUGAGUGACAAGUCUGGGGGCUUCUACAGUGCAGAGGAUGCGGAUUCUCUGCCCACGCCUGAAUCCAGUGAGAAGAAAGAGGGGGCUUUCUGUGUGUGGACUGCUGCAGAGAUUAGACAGCUGCUGUCUGAGACAGUAGAAGGUGCCACUGGUGGAGCCACCAAGGCAGAUAUCUUCAUGCACCACUAUGGCGUCAAAGAACAAGGCAAUGUGGAGCCUGAGCAGGAUCCACACGGGGAGCUCCUGGGCCAGAAUGUGCUCAUUGUCCGCUACUCUGUGGAGCUCACAGCAGCCCAGUUUGGCCUGGAUGUGGAGAGGGUUAAUGAGAUCCUGGCCAGCAGCAGGACGGAGCUGGCUGGAGUGAGAAGAGCACGACCCCCACCCCACCUGGACACUAAAAUGCUGGCCUCAUGGAAUGGUUUGAUGUUGUCUGGGUUUGCUUGUGCGGGAGCAGUGCUGGGAGAUAAGGCCCUGCUGAAGAGAGCUGAAGAGGCAGCGCGCUUCCUGCAGAAGCACCUCUGGGAUGAGGGGGACCGCAGGAUGUUGCACUCGUGUUACCGUGGCCAGGAGAUGGAGGUGGAACAGAUAGAUUCGCCAAUUGCAGGCUUCCUUGAUGACUAUGCUUAUGUGGUGGCUGGACUGCUGGACCUAUUCGAGGCCACACAGGCAGUGGAAUGGCUCAAAUGGGCAGAGGAACUCCAGCAGAAGCAAGACCAACUGUUCUGGGAUGAUCAAGGCAGCGGUUACUUUUGCAGUGACCCAAGUGACCCCACUGUGCUUCUAAGACUCAAGCAGGAUCAGGAUGGAGCAGAGCCCAGCGCCAACUCGGUGUCAGCUCGGAAUCUGCUCCGCCUCUCUCACCUCACGGGCAAGCAGGACUGGAUGGAGCGCUGCCAGAAACUGUUGGCAGCCUUCUCUGAUAGGCUGGUGAGAGUGCCUAUUGCCCUGCCAGACAUGGUGCGGGGCCUCAUGGCUCUGCACUACUCCCUGAAGCAGAUCGUUAUCUGUGGCCAGCCUGAUGCAGAGGACACCGCCAGCCUGAUUGCCUGCGUCCACACCCUGUUCCUGCCUCAUAAAGUCCUGCUGGUGGCAGAUAGUGACACCGAUGGCUUUCUGUACCAGCGACUGCCCGUCCUGUCUUCACUGCGUCCACUUGAGGGCAAAGCUACUGCCUUUGUCUGCCAGAACUUUACCUGCGCCCUGCCUGUCACCUGCCCAGAGGAACUCCGCAGACUGUUGCUGGAAUGAGGCCCACCGUCACAUAUGCACUCUGAUACGCACAAACCCACUAAUGCUGUCAAAAGGCCCUUUUGGGUCAUUUAGGGAGAGGUCAGUCAUCUAAUUUAAAUAUAACCAGCAUAGCUUCUAUGAGAGAUACUUACUCUUGGAUUGUUUUACAGAGGAAGUUGAGUUUACACUGGAGACAGUGGGUGAAUAACUCGUUAGUGCCAGGCAUUACAGUAAGGUAUGGUAGAGCCAAUUAACCUUAACUAAUUAUUUUUGGAGUAACAUUUGUCUCAGUCACGUUAUAGUCCGAAACCACUGAGGACCUUAGCCACAUGGGACCAGCUGGGGCUGGUUGUUCAGUUGAAUUUCAAAAGGUCUGUGCAAGACAACUGUGAAAACUAGAAAUGCAUAGUGAAUCCACUUGAUCUUGAAUUAAGUAAACUGUGAAAUACAGUGUAUGGCACACUUCAGGUGAAAUAAAGUCUUGAUU
This is a messenger RNA of Sardina pilchardus (European sardine), 3046 nucleotides long. RefSeq names its product spermatogenesis associated 20 (gene spata20). Bases 130 to 2577 code for a protein of 815 amino acids. Gene Ontology annotation, biological process: carbohydrate metabolic process. The transcript is spliced from 16 exons. The record is from RefSeq and is a predicted model, not a curated record. NCBI's taxonomy places the organism in Eukaryota, Metazoa, Chordata, Actinopteri, Clupeiformes, Clupeidae.